AUGGCCGACUCGGACGGCGAAUACCAUGGCUCAGAUGACGAGUUUGGCGAGCACCAAACCACAUCCGGCACGCAAUCAAAGACAAAAGCUGGGGCCCGAAAUGACAAAAGCAAGAAGGGGAAUCGAAAGGUCGCUAGAGCCGCCUGGGAAGAUAUCCAGAGAUCUUGGGACGCAGUUGUUGAGGAUGCUGAUGGUACACUUGCUGGGGCUAUCGAAGGUCGCGCAGAGGCAGAGAAGCGAGCACGACUACUAAAGGACACGACACCAUUACAGCGCGGUAUAAUACGACACCUCGUUCUGGUUUUGGACAUGUCCUUUGCGAUGCAGGAGAAAGACAUGCUACCAAGCCGAUAUGAACUGAGCAUGGCCUACUCCACCCAGUUUGUCAGAGAAUACUUUGAGCAGAAUCCUAUCUCGCAACUUGCCAUCAUAGGUAUGCGGGAUGGUGUCGCAGUCAGGAUAAGCGAUAUGAGUGGGAACCCGGCCGACCAUCUCGAGAAGCUACAGAAUUGGGUCAAGCAGGAACCGCAAGGAAGCCCCAGUUUGCAGAAUUCACUAGAAAUGUGCCGUGGAGCUCUAUUCCACACACCAUCGCAUGGUACUCGAGAAGUCGUUAUAGUCUACGGUGCCCUGAUGUCCAGCGACCCGGGCGACAUCCAUCAAACUAUACGCUCUCUAGUCUCUGACCAUAUACGCGUUUCCGUUGUCGGCCUCUCUGCUCAAGUGGCCAUCUGCGACGAGCUCUGCUCUAAGACCAACGGUGGCGACACCUCAAGCUACAGGAUCGCGCUACACGAGGAGAACUUUAGGGAACUACUACUGGCUAUCACAACACCCCCAGUCACUCGAACCCAGGAGCAGAAUAAUGCGAGUCUCCUCAUGAUGGGGUUCCCCUCCCGCAAGCUUGCUGCCGGCGAUAGUAUGCAUUACUGUGCUUGCCACAACCGACCCACGCGCGAGGGCUACGACUGCACCCGAUGUGGCUCUCGAGUCUGCCGUCUCCCUGCCGAGUGCCCUGGCUGCGGACUCACGCUCAUUCUCUCGACGCAUCUUGCGCGCUCAUACCAUCACCUGUUUCCCCUACGUAACUGGGUCGAGGUCCCAUGGUCCGAAGCCAAGAAGUCAAAGGCGUGUCACUCCUGCCUCGCAUCCUUUCCUGAGACAUCCAACCCUCGAAAGGCUAAUAAGGGAAAGGGCAAGGAGAACGCGAGUAGUGGGACAAAGCUCCCUCCAUCGUUGAGAGGACUAAGCGAGUCCGGACGGUAUGCCUGCGAGGUCUGCGGUCACCACUUUUGUAUCGAUUGCGAUCUGUUCGCGCACGAGGUGUUGCAUAACUGCCCCGGGUGCCAAAGCGAUACUAGAGGUAUGCAGAAUGGGAAUGGGAAUGGGAAUGGGGAGCAGAAGGGGGGUGCGAAUGGGGGCGGAUCGCAAGAGAAUGGCGCCAUGGAUAUUGACUCAUGA
Molecule: messenger RNA, 1461 nt
Organism: Hypoxylon fragiforme
Lineage: Eukaryota; Fungi; Ascomycota; Sordariomycetes; Xylariales; Hypoxylaceae
Product: TFIIH basal transcription factor complex, subunit SSL1
Exons: 2
Coding region: 1-1461 (486 amino acids)
Biological process (GO): regulation of transcription by RNA polymerase II; DNA-templated transcription; nucleotide-excision repair
Cellular component (GO): transcription factor TFIIH holo complex; transcription factor TFIIH core complex
Molecular function (GO): zinc ion binding
Source: RefSeq, a predicted model, not a curated record